Molecule: messenger RNA, 1401 nt
Organism: Linum tenue
Lineage: Eukaryota; Viridiplantae; Streptophyta; Magnoliopsida; Malpighiales; Linaceae
Source: the annotation of a GenBank genome assembly
AUGGAGAAGCAACGCUACCGAAGGAAGUGGCGAUCGGCGCUUAUCGUGAAAGUUCUGGGACGUACUUUCCCGUUCCCGGUCAUAUCUAGGAGACUGGAGACUUUGUGGGCUAAAGUUGGAUCGCUGCAGAUCUCGAGCUUAUCGUAUGGGUACUAUGUGGUGAGGUUCACCCACCAGAUGGAUUUUGAACAGGCAAGACUUGGCGGGCCAUGGCUUAUUGGGGAGCACUACAUCACUGUUCGCCCAUGGAGGAAGAAUUUCGACUCCAGUAUGGCGGAGGUCGCGUCCACACUUGUUUGGGUGAGACUACCAGAGCUACCCGUGGAGUUUGUGAACCAGGAGGCGGUAGAACGGAUUGCCUCUAGAAUUGGAAGACCUGUGAAGGUUGACAGAGCUACCAUGGCGGGGGAUAGGGUCAAGUUUGGACGAGUUUGUGUUGAAAUUGACUUAAACAAGCCACUGUUAUCCAUGUAUAAGAUCGAGGGCAAAACGUAUUACAUCACGUUUGAAGGGCUUCAUAAUAUCUGUACGGAGUGCGGGAAGUAUGGUCACUCUACCAAAUCAUGCCCUCUUCUCCGGAAGGAGCAGCCUAAGCAAACACAGUCGGAGCCAGUGUCGGAUGAGAUGGACAAGAAGAAGGCUGUUUAUGGGGAAUGGAUGACGGUCAAGUCACGGAAUGAGAAGAGGAAGAAUUCACAGGGAAGGGAGGCGGGAAAUGCGGGCAAGUUCAAUGUUAGUAGUGGGAUGGGAGAAGGGGGCUCUAGGUUCUCAGUUCUCGACCAACAAGAGACCCCGUCUGCUAUGGAAUCGGAGUGUGAAACUAAUACAGGGACCCAGGAACCACACCGUUGCACGAAUGGGGAUCCACCUGAACGUCGCUCAGCCGACACCCAGGACAGAGGCAACGGUAGUGGAGGCGAUACACCUCCCGAUACUCAAACAGUGGCUCGGUCCACGCCAACCCCUACUACUAAAGCAGUUAAGCAACCUCUCCACCAUUCUGCCCCUAGCAGGAUAAGCGCGCGCACAACGACACCAGUUACGACCCAAGUCACGUCCAAUGGCAGUGGGAUGAAGAAUGGGGAUAUGACGGCUCCAAGGCAAGAACUAGUUGAUGUUCCGGUGGCACUGGCGGACGGAACACGUGCGACUCGAACCCCCAUUGUGCCUGAUAAACCCAAGCAGCCAAAGGACCCUGGCAAGCGAGGGAAAGGGUCGGGGAAGCAGGAGCACAGCAGAACUAAUGCGGGUAAAGGCAGCAAGAUAGAGGCGAGCGCGGGAAAGACCACGGGGAUAAUCAUCCCAGUGGGUUCAGAGAUCCACCAACCUGCCCUGGUGGACACUCGAACGAGUGUGAUUCCGACAAGGGGAGACAAGCUCCCGAGUGACUUGGCGCAAUAG